GCGCGGUCUAGCGUCACGCGCGGUCUGGCGUCACGCCGUAACGCGCUCGUUCCACGUCCGUCCGCGUCAUUGCGGCUGAUUGAACCUGGCGUUUCGGCGGCUACGCGGAGGAAAACGCACCGUGCGAGGUCAAGUCGUCUCGUUCGUGUGGCUUAGUCAACGUCAAUCGGCAAAAUGAACAGGCUCUUCGGACGUGGCAAGCCAAAGGAGCCGCCACCGAGCAUCACGGACUGCAUCGCAGGGGUUGACAGUAGGGCGGACUCGGCGGAGAAGAAGAUAGCCCGGCUGGACGCGGAGCUGAAGAAGUACAAGGAUCAGAUGGUCAAGAUGAGGGACGGGCCGGCUAAGAACGCGGUGAAGGCCAAGGCUCUGCGUGUGCUGAAGCAGCGCAAGAUGUACGAGUCCCAGGUAGACAAUCUGCGGCAGCAGGCGUUCAACAUGGAGCAGGCCAACUAUGCCACGCAGACGUUGAAGGACACCCAGGCGACUGUGGUCGCAAUGAAGGACGGUGUCAAGCAGAUGCAGAAGGAAUUCAAGAAUAUCAACAUUGAUCAGAUCGAGGAUAUACAAGACGACCUGGCAGAUAUGUUGGAACAAGCUGACGAGGUGCAAGAAGCGAUGGGCCGCAGCUACGGUAUGCCAGAAAUAGACGACGACGAGCUGGAGGCGGAAUUGGAGGCUCUCGGCGACGACCUGGCUCUGGACGAGGACACCAGCUUCUUAGACGACGCUAUUAAGGCACCUAGCGCUCCAGACAAAGAACCUGGAGCGAGUUCUGUCAAGAACAAGGACGGCGUUCCAGUGGACGAGUUCGGCUUGCCACAAAUACCUGCUAGCUAAACUUAGAGUACAUCAAAAUUUAUAGAUAAGGCAGACGUAAGAUUAAGAAUAUUCGCAUGCAUGCCCAAAGACGUACAAUCUUCUAAUAACACGGCAUACAGCUUUUCUAAUCGACACCCGCGCGACAUUAGUGAUACUCUGAUAAUGUUAUGUUGACGUAAUCUGCGCAAAAGGUUCAUUUAGUUCCGCAUUACUAAAUUUUUGUUACUCCAAAGUCACUAUUUUUAUUAAACUUUAGUAUUGUACAUAUAUAUAUAUUAAUAAAUUAAUAAAUAUUGAUUAUAAAUAUAGGCAAAUUUUUUGUUGCAUAUGCGAACGACACAAGAUACAUUUAGGGAUUCCAUU
Molecule: messenger RNA, 1185 nt
Organism: Vollenhovia emeryi
Lineage: Eukaryota; Metazoa; Arthropoda; Insecta; Hymenoptera; Formicidae
Gene: Vps60
Product: charged multivesicular body protein 5
Exons: 4
Coding region: 175-840 (221 amino acids)
Biological process (GO): vesicle budding from membrane; late endosome to vacuole transport via multivesicular body sorting pathway
Cellular component (GO): multivesicular body
Source: RefSeq, a predicted model, not a curated record